AUGGAUGAAAAUUAUCUCGUAUCAAUUUUGAACUGUACUGAGCAAUGCUGCAAACUACUUUUGUGUACAUCAUGUAAUACACUUCCGCGAGAUAUUGUGACCAUCAAUGGUCUAGAACCUAUCGUUUGUCUCACAUGUGCGGAAAAACAAUAUUCCAGUGGCAAAAUACCUUAUCUCUCGUUAAUUCAACCGAAUAUCAAAUGCAAUAAAGUUUUGGCAUUACUCAACCGAACAUUUCGCACUUUGUAUGAUUUAAGUGAUUCACCGAAUGAACCGAAAGAACACAUUGAACAGAAGAAGGAAGCAAUAAAAGAAGGCGUGUUAACAUGUUUGAAUCUACUACGCUCGACAAUUCGGGAAACUAAUCAAAUUGCACCAGUCAAUGAUUCGAAAAAGAAAAUUAUUAUAAAGAAAAAGAAUUUGAAUAUUCUCCACAAUGAAAGUGAUGAGGAAGAGAAAGAAAACCAAUCUAUCACACCUGAAAUUGAAGAGAAUGCUGUUCGUCGGAAGACUGUUCGUGGUUCAAACGCAUCCAAACGGUCAGUUAGUAUUAAAACACCAGAAAAUGAAUCUCCCCCGAAACGGACCAGAACUACUGAAGAUAUUGAUGCGCCAUUAUCAGUCAUCAGUCCAACUGUAGUAAAAAAAGGAACGACUCCUGUUCGAAAGAAACUGAGCAACGAUGGUGAUGAGAAACAAACCAAAUCACUCCGUUUGACACGAAAAGUUCAACAGACAGCAGAUGAGACAAAAUCAAUUGAUUCAAAUAAAAGUGCGAAAAAGAUUAAGAAAGACGAAGAAACCGAUGAAAAGCCAGCAGCUAUUCGUAAGAAAACUCUUUCAUCCAAUAAGUCUUCGCAUGACGUACGCAACGAUAAAGGCGAAUCACUAUUACAUCAAGCAGUGAAAAAAGCGGAUAUAAAUCGUGUCAAACAACUGAUUGAAGAAGGACAUUCAGUCAAUACCAUCGAUCACAAUUCUUGGACACCAAUGCAUGAGGCAAGUUCGAUGGGUGAUCUUCCAUUAAUGAAGUUGUUACUUGCACAUAAUGCCAAUAUUAAUGUUCAGGGUGGUAACGAACGAAUAACUGUUUUGCAUGAAGCAUUGUUGAAUGAACCUGUUAACGAAUCUCUUAUUAAAUUUCUACUUGAAAAUGGUGCCGAUCCACAUAUAAAAGAUAAAAAUGGUAAAAGUGCCAUUGAUCUUGCAGUCGAUCUUAAGCUUUCAUCUUUAUUCGAAAAGACUCAAUGUACAAAACCUUCACACAAUGAUGCACCGAUUGCUCCACCUGCUCGACGUCGAGCUCGAACAACAUCAUCAUCGAAUGUUCUCUUUUUUACUGGUUUUGAUAAAGCACGGAAAGAAUCUUUAAUAAAAUCUGUGCAAACGAUCUUUGGUCGUAAAUGCGUAACAACAGCGAGAAACGUGGAAAAUAAUGUGACACAUAUUGUUGCAUGUGGUGAACAGGACAAAAUUGCCUUUCGGACGAUAAAUUAUCUUCGUGGGAUUGUUCUGGGCAAGUGGAUUGUUUCGGAGAAAUGGAUUGAUGAAUGUAUUAAACAAAAACAAUGGAUUAGUGAAAGUGAAUACGAAAUAACUGGUUCACAAAUCGAACCAACUUCAAAUGGAUCGCAUGCAAGUCGAUUGAGACAUGAACAAAACGAAACUCUUCUUUUUGACAAGUGUGAAUUUUAUCUCUAUGGUCAAUUUCAUACGUACAAAAAAGAAGAUAUAGCUGAUUUGAUUAAAAUUUCCAGCGCAACAUUACUUAAACGUGAACCGAAGCUCCAUCGAAUCGAUAGUGACAACGAAAUCAAUGCAAAUAAUUCAUCGCCGAUCAAUUACAUUAUCUAUGAAACGACAGUACCAGACGUUCUUCUUGAUAAUAAUCGUAUAAAACACAUAACACUACUUGAUUUUUUGGCUUGUAUAGACUAUUAUGAUACUCAUGGACGAUUAGAUAAUUAA
Molecule: messenger RNA, 1968 nt
Organism: Adineta ricciae
Lineage: Eukaryota; Metazoa; Rotifera; Eurotatoria; Adinetida; Adinetidae
Source: the annotation of a GenBank genome assembly